AUGGCCACAGAUUCUAAUCCAUGCUUUUUGUUAUUGCUUGGACCUAUCUCUGAGGGAUGCCAGUGUGAUCAUUUCACGAAGAGAAAACCAAAAUCACUGCAAAACUGGAAUCCAAACAGCUCACAGAGGCUUGGUGUUGAGGCUUUGCCAACGGAACUGAUAUACUGGAUGUUCAAGAACCGACACCCAGAAGUAGCAAUUUGGUUGAUCAAAGCAUGAUGGAGGAAGAAGAGAAAGCUGAAGAAGAUGUUGAUGUGAAUAUGGAAGAAGCAGAGAAUGAUGUCAUUGUGUUGGAUUGAUUGAGGAAACUCAAAACACCAAGAACAGAAACCAAAAUAUAGGUGAUAGUUUUGAUGUAGUAGAUAUCAUAGAAUUUCAUUUCAAACAUGGGAUAGAUAGAAGUAUAUGUAUUUGAGACCAUAAGAAGACAACCCUUGUAGCCUAGCACAAGUAUAUGCUGGCAUAAUGUUGUA
Arabidopsis thaliana (thale cress) is the source of this 473-nucleotide messenger RNA. RefSeq lists its product as uncharacterized. The record is from RefSeq and is marked reviewed. The coding region runs from base 1 to 219 and encodes 72 amino acids. Lineage: Eukaryota; Viridiplantae; Streptophyta; Magnoliopsida; Brassicales; Brassicaceae. The transcript is spliced from 2 exons.